Messenger RNA from Nerophis lumbriciformis (worm pipefish), 5011 nucleotides. RefSeq names its product mitogen-activated protein kinase 8b (gene mapk8b). Gene Ontology annotation, molecular function: MAP kinase activity; ATP binding. Gene Ontology annotation, biological process: protein phosphorylation. The record is from RefSeq and is a predicted model, not a curated record. Lineage: Eukaryota; Metazoa; Chordata; Actinopteri; Syngnathiformes; Syngnathidae.
GAACGUCCCCCCGGUCCUCAUUGUGCAGCCGAGGAAGCGUCGGAAGGUUCCGCCGACGUCGGUAUGAAAUGGCAGAAACUGCCCGUGUCACGGAAGCUCAACGAUUAGACUACGCUAAAAACACACAUGGAUUUCGCGGAGACCCCGGCCUGUUAGUUUAAGGGCCACAGGAGUGUGCCCGAAGAAGGAAUUCAGAGUUGUUGGCUUCUCCGACGGCCAGCGGACGGCGUCUGCGGGCGGAAAGUGUUGUAAUUAUCCGGACAGGGGCGCAUGCAUUGGAGCUAACCUCCUACUUCCCCUUUUCCCAGCUCAUUGCGCCUUUGCCUUGACCUCUGGCCUUCACAUGUAGUGCAUGCACAACACUCUCAAUGUUGUAUGAUCUGAUUCUGAAGGUGUUGAGCCUAAACCCCCCACUUGGAUGCGCAUUCCCACAUUGUCCAAGGUUAAACCAUGAACCGGAAUAAGCGUGAAAAAGAGUACUACAGUAUAGAUGUGGGAGACUCAACUUUUAUGGUUUUAAAGCGUUACCAGAACCUCAGACCCAUCGGAUCUGGAGCACAGGGAAUUGUCUGUUCAGCUUACGACCACAACUUGGAAAGGAACGUCGCCAUCAAGAAGCUGAGCCGACCCUUUCAGAAUCAAACUCAUGCAAAACGAGCCUACAGAGAACUAGUGCUGAUGAAAUGUGUCAACCACAAGAAUAUAAUCGGCCUAUUACAUGUAUUCACACCUCAGAAGACACUGGAGGAGUUCCAAGAUGUAUAUCUAGUGAUGGAGUUGAUGGAUGCCAACCUCUGCCAAGUGAUUCAGAUGGAACUGGACCACGAGAGGCUGUCCUACUUACUUUACCAGAUGCUGUGUGGAAUCAAACACUUGCAUGCAGCUGGAAUCAUACAUAGGGAUCUAAAGCCAAGUAACAUAGUGGUCAAAUCUGACUGCACACUAAAGAUCCUGGACUUUGGCCUAGCCAGGACAGCUGCCACCGGCCUCCUGAUGACGCCCUACGUGGUCACCCGCUACUAUCGUGCCCCUGAAGUCAUCCUGGGCAUGGGCUACCAGGCUAACGUCGAUGUCUGGUCUGUUGGCUGCAUCAUGGCUGAAAUGGUCCGAGGUAGUGUGUUGUUUCCAGGCACUGAUCAUAUUGAUCAAUGGAAUAAGGUCAUUGAACAGUUGGGGACGCCGUCUCAGGAAUUCUUGAUGAAACUCAACCAGUCGGUGAGGACCUACGUGGAGAAUCGACCACGCUACGCAGGCUACAGCUUUGAGAAGCUCUUCCCGGAUGUUCUGUUUCCCGCAGAUUCCGAACACAACAAACUGAAAGCAAGUCAAGCCAGAGACCUGCUGUCAAAGAUGCUGGUUAUAGACGCAUCCAAGCGGAUUUCGGUAGACGAAGCUCUCCAGCAUCCUUACAUCAACGUUUGGUAUGAUCCUACUGAAGUGGAGGCGGUAAGGAUGGAAGGAGUCUCUCUGCAUCAUUCAGAUGAAAAAAUCGGGUUUUCAAUAUUAAUUUCACAUAUUUUUGUCUCUUCACAGCCGCCACCUGCUAUUACAGACAAGCAACUGGAUGAGCGAGAGCACACGGUGGACGAGUGGAAAGAGUUGAUCUACAAAGAAGUGUUGGACUGGGAGGAAAGGACAAAGAAUGGUGUCGUUAAAGGACAGCCAGCAUCCAUUGGUGCAGCAGUGAUCAGCGACGCCCUGCAGCAGCACCACCAGCACCCCACCCCCGCACGCUCCUCUCCCCGUGUCGCCUCCACGGACCCGGAAACGGGCGAUGGGUCGCCGGGCCCCCGCAGAUAAUACCCACGCCGGCCCCGCCCCUUCCCGGACCUCACCUCCAUUCUGUAAAAUACUUUUUGAAGCCACUUCAACGAUUUGGUCUGAAAAGGUAAGAAGGCGAGUUUUAAAAUGCUGUCCUGUAAACGUCAUGUGACUUUCUACCUAUGUUGAAUCCUUUCAUUGACAUGUUUAUGAGGACCAGACGGACCUAAACAGGUGCAAGUGAUGCAUGUGUCGCUAGUGAGCGUUAAAAAGCUUUUAAGGAUGUAAAGUGAGUUUUGGUUGUGGAUGAGAAAGUGAUUGAAGAACAUCAUCCUGGUAUUAGUAACUUAACACUGUGGCUUCAUGGCGCCCCCAAAAAACGGAACCACAGCCUUUUGGUUUUGAAGCCUGCAGUUGAAAAGAAGCCGCAUGUCAACUAAACAGCAGCACAAAAAUAAGAUUAAAAAGAAAAUAAUAUGCAAUAAUGUCCUUUUGAGUUUUUGUAAUCUAAGAGAAGAAGUGCCUGUUGUGCUGCAACACGUCUUUCAUGUUGCUUUUAAUGGACAGAUUUAAACAACCAACAACUGUGGCAUGGAGAACACUAGCUUUUUUUUUUUUUAAACUCAAGUUUGACCCUUAAGGGACACCAUCAGUGUCAGACAAGGCAAGUUCAUCCAGGUCUUUCAUCAAAGUGACCCUCAAAUAACUCACUAAAUCUACAUUUUUCUGCUGAAUACGACACUUGAUGAUCACAAAUGAAUGACGGAGAAAGCUGACAUGUUUGUGUAGUCGGAUAAAAAUCAAGUCAAGUUAAACAACACUGCAACAUAAAGUUUAUGGCAGUUUUUUGUGUUGGUCAUGAAGCUUUUUGUUUGUCUGCCUGCUGGGGUAAUUAAUUAUGUACUUAAAUAAAAAAAUGUGUAUUCUUUUCAGUUUGCAGCAAACAUGCUUUUAGUGUAAUUGUCUGUUCCGUCUUUGUAGAUUUAUUAUGUAAUUUAUGUCCAACAUCGUCAACAUGGCAACAACUACUGUAUUAAUAUUAUUAUUAUUAUUAUUAUUGAUCUUUUAAGAACAACAAUCUCACUUAGUUUGGGUUGCACCAGCCAACUUGUUAAUAUCGCUUUGUUGCUUUCACUGUGAUGAGUCAUGUGAUCACUGGUAGCCAAUGGCAACCCCUUGUGUCAAAACAGAAGUCAUUUCUUAAAAUUGCAUCAGUCCAGAAAGAUUAGGAGAAAGAAACUGGUAUAAAAUUGGAGUUAAGCUAUAGUUAACAAAACAUAUUUUGCAACCAAAUACAUCCAAUUUAAGUUUCAAGUUUAAUUUAUCACACAUUUAAACAUUUGACAGAUAAAGAGAAUACAUUGUUUUUAAUGUACACACCGUAUUUUCCCGACUAUACGCUUCACCCACCAAAUUUUAGAAGAAAAAACUAUGUUUCCAUAUAUUAGCCACAUAUAUAUACCAGUACGCUGUGAAAUAAGCUAUUUACAUAGAAAAAUGUUGUACACGUAACACAGCAGUAAAACGGCUCAUCAAACAAAACAGAAAAGUCAUUGAUGUCUUUAUUUAUACUUUGAGAUGAAUAAGAUAUUAUCAAUUUUUAAUAAGGUUCAAUAUGUUUGAAGAUUCUUCUUCCUUGUACUUUGUAAAACCUUUCAGUUUAAACAGUUUCUUAAAGUGGAUCAUUUUAGUACAUUUGUUUGAUUUCUUCACUUAAUCAAUUCCAUAAUUUAGCAGAAAUCCAUAAAUUAACCGCACCUUUGUAUAAGCCGCAUUGUUCAAAAGUUGGGGGGAAAAGUAGCGGCCUUCUUGUCCAAAAAAUAUGGCAGGUUUCUUUUUUUCAAUAAAGAAUAAUCAUGAGAGGUUUCUACUGUUCUUUUUUAUUUUAUCUAGAUUUAUAUACAGAUCUACAUAAAGAGCAACCAAUGCAAAGUCAAAAGCAACAUUUAAAACAGAAUUAAAAUACAAUAAAAAAAUGUUCCCCAUCAUAAUUAAAACUUAAACAUUUUUGAGGAUGAAAAAGGGCACAACAUGUAAAAAAACAACAAACCUCAAAUUAACAAUUAACUAUUGGCAAAACAAAAAGAAAAAAUAUAGUUUAGUGACUUGUCUGUUUUUGGAAAGAAAAACUAAACAGCCAUUUAGAGGCCACUAAAUUGUGUUUUUCUAUUUUGAUUAAAAAAAAAAAACAUUAAGUAGAGAUUAACAUGAAUAUACAUAUGAAUAUAUAAAUAUGAAUUGAUAUGAAAAUGUUAAAUGUUUUUAGAUGACAAUAUUUUGAUUUAAAAUAUUUAUUUUCCGGUGAAAAUAGAAAAUAGCCAAUGGAAAGCAUGAAUUUCCACAGGUGAAAGAAUGUAAACAAUGGAAAGGUUAUGUCAUGUAUUAGCAGGUCGUCACUUUUAUAAUCAUAGUAGUUUAAUUUAUUGUACGUUUCAGUAGGUUUGUGAGGUGCAACCCAACAUAAGGUAGAAUUGUGCACAUUUACACAUAAUCAUAAUCAAUAUGCUGUAUUAGCAAAGUUUACUCAGUUGUUUGGAUUUUCCAUGUGAAGCAAGGCAUCAAUCACGUUUAUAUUAACUCAAAACAAUCAAAAUUUUGUUUUUAAGUGCUCUUAAUUUUCAAACGUUUGCAGCUUUUAAAAGGAAACAUCAUUGCUUUGUUAUCACGGACGAAUGAUGUCAUCGUUAAUUAAAUCAGUCCGCUUUGAUGAACUACCUCACGUGAAUUUCUGCCACACGAUGAUGUCACCACGAGACAUGUGAAUAUCAGAUUGCAUUAUUUAUUUAUUUGACAAAAAGAGAAGAAAGGUGUUUCAGAUUUGUACAUAAUGUAAAGUUGACCUGGAAGUGAGAGGAGAAGAAGCCUUCUGUUUUUUGUUGUUUUCCAACUUGAAAUGUGCAAUACCUUCAGCAAAAUGUGCUCUCUUAGCGCCUCCUGGAGGUAAACAAAGUGUUGGUACUUACUGUCAAUCCCUUUUCCUCUUUCAUUCAUCAAUCAAUAAGAUCACGUUUUGUUCUUUGUCCUGAUAUUUCUGUGUAAUGUGUCAACUUGGCUGACAGAUUUCUAGGCUGUGGUAAGACCAAUAAUGUUAAUAAUAAUAAUAGUCCAUACGAGUCAUAUCAUAUUGUAUGGUGCUGGUUUGUGCACUACUAGAAAACAUGAAGCCUCCUUACAGUAAAAUACAUGAGAACAAAAUCAAACUGUGUACUACAAAUAAAAGAAUACACUUUGAAUUAUAGUUUAUGCUUUU